AUGCAAUUAUUUCUAUCACUUUUAGAUCAUAAUAUUAAUGAAAUGAUUGAUAAUUUUAUGCGGCAUUUACAAAAUCGAAAUAAAAAAGUCAUACCAGAUAUUGGUGAAUUUUUAAUAAAAAUUGCUUUAUCAAAUAAAUAUCAAUUUGAUGAAAUUAGAAAAUAUAUUCAUGAAGAAUAUUUUGCUCGACAAAUUCUUUGGAUUGAACGAAAGCGUGUUGUUGAAAACCUAUUCGAUAUCAAACCGAGAGAUUUAUCCAAUAUAUUCGAAGCUGCAAAAGUAUCAAAUCACCUAUUAGUAUUCAAUUUGGAAAUGGCAGAAACAUUCAUUUUUUCCGGUGUUAAAGAAUAUUUGGAUCGAGCAUAUGGAUAUCCGCCUGAUAAUAUAGUUGAAAAAUUUCAACAACGCUUAAAAGCUAUAAAAGCAAUCGAUCGAUAUAGUGAGUUUGUUCGAGCCGUAAAAAUGAACGAUACUAUUAAAACACCAGAUGCUAUGAUUGAUUUCAUAAUAAGUUCAGUAGAAAUCUCAAAUCAGCAAGGCUAUACACGGAUACAACCAGCUUUUAGAGGACAAAGUCGGCGAUCUUAUCAAUCAAUCCAAGAUGAUCAACAUCUAAAAUAUCAGGAUAAGCGACAGAAACGCUAA
Molecule: messenger RNA, 645 nt
Organism: Rotaria socialis
Lineage: Eukaryota; Metazoa; Rotifera; Eurotatoria; Philodinida; Philodinidae
Source: the annotation of a GenBank genome assembly